Tauraco erythrolophus (red-crested turaco) is the source of this 1410-nucleotide messenger RNA. NCBI's taxonomy places the organism in Eukaryota, Metazoa, Chordata, Aves, Musophagiformes, Musophagidae. The record is from RefSeq and is a predicted model, not a curated record.
AUGAACACUUUCAGUAUCUCAGACAAGAUUGACUUGCCCUCAGCUGCUACUACAACCUUUCAGAUAAAUGAGCCUCGAAGACGAAGAAAGCCAUCCAGGUGCUGCGCUCGGUUGGCCCUUGGCAUCUACCUGUUGCUGCUGACAGCCGGGCAGGGGCUGCUGGUGUACAAAGUGUUUAAGAUGGAGAGAGAGAUAUCGAUAUUUCAAGAACAAAAUGCCUCCUAUGUAGAAGAUGUUCUGGAAAGAUCCUUUGCCAGCGAACUGCUUUCAGACAGAAAAUAUAAAGUGAAGAACAUGAGACAUGAAGAAAACUGGAGGAGAAACUUAGAAGCGGAAAUCACCAUAAUUAAAAGUAGCAAUGCAAACCUGAGGAUGAUGAUGAACAACAUCACCCUGGUUGCAGGGCCUCCUGGACGCAAAGGAGAUCCUGGUCCACCAGGUAUCUCAGGGCUACAGGGAUCACCGGGGACAAAGGGAAACCAAGGAAUCCCAGGUUUACCUGGACUGCAGGGUGCCAAGGGGAGUAAAGGAGAUCCUGGUCCUGCCGGGCCAAGUGGUGAACCAGGAGCGAGAGGAGAAAAAGGAGAGAUGGGACUUCCAGGUUUCCAAGGACCGAAAGGCGAAAUGGGCAAGAAGGGAGACCUCGGGCCUCGUGGACCCAUGGGUCCUCAGGGACAGCAGGGAAUUUCAGGACCACCAGGUUUUAAAGGUAGCACGGGUGAGCCUGGACCUCCUGGGCAGAAAGGAGAGGCAGGCGUAACCGGACAACGUGGACCUGAGGGAAUUGCUGGCCCCAAAGGCACACCUGGUCAGAAAGGGGAGAAGGGGGACCAGGGCCCCAGCGGUAGUCCAGGAACACCAGGCACUGCAGGACUCAAAGGUGAAAAGGGAGACAGAGGAAUAACAGGUCUUCCAGGGCAACAGGGAACAAAGGGAGACCCGGGCCAGCCAGGCAGUCAAGGCCCAACCGGUCUAAAAGGAAGCAAGGGUGAUUACGGCAGUCGUGGUCCAAAAGGAGAACCAGGAGUAAAAGGCGACAAAGGAAACCAGGGACCCCCUGGUUCCCCAGGAAUAAAAGGGAGCAAAGGUGAAAAGGGAGGAGGCAACUUCAAUCACCUUAUACGAAUCGCAGGAGGGGGCAGCAGGGGUCGCGUGGAAAUCUUUCACCAAGGGUCUUGGGGAACAAUAUGUGACGAUGGUUGGAGCACCCAAGAUGCCACUGUUGUCUGCCGAAUGCUGGGAUACAACCGUGCAUCCUCCGCCUUCACAGCAACACCAGGCACUGGACGAAUUUGGCUUGAUGACGUGAAUUGCAGCGGAAAUGAAUAUUCAAUACUCGACUGUUCGAAGCCUGACUGGGGUGUGAACAACUGCUCCCACAACGAGGAUGCCGGGUUGGAGUGUGUUUGA